Molecule: messenger RNA, 3646 nt
Organism: Panthera uncia (snow leopard)
Lineage: Eukaryota; Metazoa; Chordata; Mammalia; Carnivora; Felidae
Gene: ING5
Product: inhibitor of growth family member 5
Exons: 8
Coding region: 1280-1921 (213 amino acids)
Biological process (GO): positive regulation of apoptotic signaling pathway; positive regulation of DNA-templated transcription
Cellular component (GO): nucleus
Molecular function (GO): chromatin binding
Source: RefSeq, a predicted model, not a curated record
GGGUGGGCGGGGCUGGUGGAGGGGAGCUGGAGAGCUGUAUUGCAGUGGGAAUGUACGCGGUCCCUGGUACCUGGCUGCUUGGGAACCCCACCUGCAGCUCUAUCAGGAGCAGUUGGAAGUGAACCGCUGCUCUGGGGGAGACGGUGGGGACCUCCCAGGCCAAGCGUGAGCGAUGGCGGGCGGGGGGCGGUGUCCUAGGCGGGAGAGCACCCUGGAGGGGAGGAGGCUCUUCCUUGCAGCGCUCAUUACAGAACCACGAUGAACCCAUCUGCUGAACCCAUCUCCUGGGGCUUGCUCUUCUGGCUCCUGGUACCUUCCCAGUGGGCCCCAUUUGGAGGGUUUGAGGAUCGUGAGUUCCAUCAUGCUCUGGGCACCUGUGUGAAAGCUCAGGAUGCACAUGCCUACUCGCUUGUGGGCCAGGGAAGCAGACUCUGUCCUCCUUUUCCUGGAACUUACUUUCACAUGGGGCAGACAGAUUUUUUUUAUAAGCUCACAGCCGAAGAGGGUCCAUGAAGGACCCCAGCAGGUUGCUAGAGCACUGAGGUGGCACUGUCCUGCAGAGCCCAGGGUAGGACAGAGCGGGGAGGUCCAUGGGAGGGUGUGGUGAGCCUAGAGGCUGUGGAGGGAGUUUGUGCCAUUCUGUGGCUGAGCUGGGCAGCUUUACGCAGCAGCUUUGUAAAGACCGGAUUUAGCCCUACAACAAUCACUGUCAGCUGAAGACAGUGGAGGGGGUUAGGACUGAGCACGGGAGCCAGUUAGGGGCCUGUUGAGGCUGUGCAGGCAGGCUGGGAGGUCGUCUUGGAGUAGGAGGAUUGCAGUGCAGAGGGGAAAGCAGUGUGGGGUGGGGUCCUCCACCCACGCUGUUCAGCAUGGUCUGUUAACUUGGAAGUAAUUAAGCGAAUGAAGAGUUCAGUGCCUCAGUUGUAGUAGCAGCCCUUCAGGUGCUCAGCAGCCCCGUGGUCAGCGCCUGAUGUAUUGUGUAGCCUGGAGAGACCAUACCCAUCCUUGCUUGAUGUUCUACCCCGUGAAUGGGUUUUCACAGUAAAUCGGGGGUGGGGGGGAAGAUCAAAGAGACCCCAGGGUUUCGGUCUUACUCACUGUGGUGAGGUAUUGAGAGGGGAGGAGUGACUGGGGGGUGUGGGGUGGACAGUCACACGGGCCACUUCCCCACCUCUGCUCGCAGCUCCAGGAUAAGUCCCUCUAAUUUCUCCAGCUUCCAACAACAUCUGAAGCCUGUAUCGAGAACCUUCCUUGUGAGCUGCAGAGGAACUUCCAGCUCAUGAGAGAGCUGGACCAGAGGACGGAAGAUAAGAAGGCAGAGAUCGACAUCCUGGCCGCGGAGUAUAUCUCCACGGUGAAGACGCUUUCUCCAGACCAGCGUGUGGAGCACCUGCAGAAGAUCCAGAGCGCCUACAGCAAGUGUAAGGAGUACAGUGAUGAUAAGGUGCAGCUGGCCAUGCAGACCUAUGAGAUGGUGGAUAAACACAUUCGAAGGCUCGACGCAGACCUGGCACGCUUCGAAGCAGACCUGAAGGACAAGAUGGAGGGCAGCGACUUUGAAAGCUCCGGAGGACGAGGGUUAAAAAAAGGUCGAGGUCAGAAAGAAAAAAGAGGCUCCCGAGGUCGUGGCAGGAGGACCUCAGAAGAAGACACUCCAAAGAAAAAGAAGCAUAAAGGAGGGUCUGAGUUCACCGACACCAUCUUGUCCGUGCACCCCUCUGACGUGCUGGACAUGCCCGUGGACCCUAAUGAGCCCACCUACUGCCUGUGCCACCAGGUGUCCUACGGGGAGAUGAUAGGCUGUGACAACCCGGACUGUCCUAUCGAGUGGUUUCACUUCGCCUGCGUGGAUCUGACCACGAAACCCAAAGGAAAAUGGUUCUGUCCGCGGUGCGUUCAGGAGAGGAGGAGGAGGAAGUGAGGCUGCUACCUGGGCUGGAAGAGCGAGUUAAUGUAUUCCUUCCUUCGUGUUGCAAUAUUUUCUCUUCAUUUUAAAACUACCUUGUUUUGAAUGAUACUUAACAACUCAGUGGCCAGUUGUAAGUCUGGGUAUUUCCUGAGACAAGCAAGAAUCCACCUGAGCCCUGUUUGCACGAGGAGCGAUCUCACAGGGACUUGCCACAGUGACUUCAUUCUCGAGACUUCUCGUACGGGGCCCGGCCCCGGGCACGGCAGGUGCACCGAGUGGCCGAGCCUUCCGCGGGCCGGUGAGGUGGGGACCUUCCCACCCGCUGCACCGCCGUCGCUCUGCAGCCCGGGUGUGAGCCUGUGUGGUCCGACCGUCCCGGUGCCACCGCGGCACAUCUGUCCCCACAAGGCGUGCGCCCGGAAGCUGGCGAGGCGUUGCUGGAAGGCGUCCUCCGUGUCUCGGUGACCUGCCUGGGACGGUGGGGCUGUCCCCGGAGCGGGAGGGCCCCGCCGCACUGUGCGCUGCCUUGUUCGUCUGGACUCCCAGUUCCCUCCGUGAGGGCUUUACCUGCCGGAGUGAACGGCCCGUCAUCAGCAGGCGGGCUGUCGUUGCCGUGACCGCCCGUGAGACGCCUGACCGACGGCUGGUGUGCUGUCGCUCUGGGAAUCCCUGAUGUUUUACUGUGAAGCUGGACUGCGAAGAUGGCAGUCUGCGUGCACGUGAGGCGAGUCCGGUCUGGCGAGGCCGGGCUGAUUUUAAACCUGCCGUGUUGCACACUGGUAAGCAGCUCACGUCCGAGGGGACCACGGUUACGUGAGGCCACCCGUGAGUCUGCGGCGCGGCGGUUCUGGAAUGAGGCUGGGAAACCGGAGCGCGUUUUCCCUUCAGUCUGCGCUCACCAAACCAGUUUUGAACCGUCGUUCUGGUAACGGUUGGGGGAAGUCGCGUACCUCUGGUUGAGGUCCGUCUGUGGUGGUGUGCGGCAUGACUUCUGGGAGCAUCUGUGGACCCCGAGACCCCACAGCACCCACUUAGAGGGCUCCGAGGAGCCCCGAAGGGAGAGCCGGUCUCUGUCCUGGAGGCAUGAGAAGAAACGCAGGAGGCAGAGUCGAGAUGGGAAGUUCCUAGGUGAACAGGAGUCUCCUCUUUAUCAGGAGGCCUUCUGGAACAGUGCCCCGCUUCCUCCGAUGGCUUGUUCACUGCACGUGUCCUCCUGUUUCUAGUAUGUCAGCAAGGCCGGGAGAUGCCACGUAGAGAAUCUCGGGGAGCCGUGUCGUGCACGGGCCGCCUCGCGCCAGCUCAGCUCGUCGUCCCUAGAUGAGCGCUGACUGUUCGCUUUGACGUCAGAGGGCAGUGAGUGUCCAGCCGGGACCUGCGUCCGUGGUUCUCGGAGGGUCAGCCCACAGCAGACACGCCGUCCUGUGUCCUUCCUGGAGCAGGCCGAGUGGCGGGACUUGCUUCCAGGCGACUGCAGGUGGGGUCGGCUCGGCAUGUGCGUCCCGGGCUGCGUGGGGAGGGUAGGGGGUUGCCGGGCCUGACAGGCUUUCCCAGAACCGAUGCCUUCCUGCUUCUCCGAAAGAAGGGGUGGCGGCUUCGGGUUGAGCGCCGGCCCUCACGAGCCCCUCAGUCUCCACUGCAGCCAAAACCGAGGCUCGUCUGUAUUUAGGAACUUAGCUUUUUGUUAACACAGGUGUUUAAAGAUUGUGGGGAAUAAAUUGUGGAAAAUUGUCUGCUUCA